Neoarthrinium moseri is the source of this 2784-nucleotide messenger RNA. RefSeq lists its product as uncharacterized. NCBI's taxonomy places the organism in Eukaryota, Fungi, Ascomycota, Sordariomycetes, Amphisphaeriales, Apiosporaceae. The coding region runs from base 1 to 2784 and encodes 927 amino acids. Gene Ontology annotation, molecular function: gamma-tubulin binding; microtubule minus-end binding. Gene Ontology annotation, biological process: meiotic cell cycle; microtubule nucleation; spindle assembly. The record is from RefSeq and is a predicted model, not a curated record. The transcript has 2 exons. Gene Ontology annotation, cellular component: mitotic spindle pole body; equatorial microtubule organizing center; spindle pole.
AUGUCCUCGAGACUCCCAAACCACCCAGAUAGGCGCACCAACGGCUCCACCGACCAUGCCGCCGCCGCCGCCGCCGCCAACCAAGGACCCCGCAUGCCAUCCGCCCAGAGCUUCAAGGCCGACCGCGCCGACUCGCGCAGGCCUCGCUCGCCCCAGCCGGCCUACAUGACCGGCUCCCAGAGCACCGCGCACAAGAGGUCCGCCUCCGGGAACCCCCGGCCCGCCAACAGGAGUGUCGACGAGCGGAGGACGGAGCGCGUCACCGUCACCACCAGGGAGAAGCUGGUCUCGCGCGCCAAGAGCCCCGAGAGACGCGCCGCCAGAGAUACUGCGCCGCCCGAGAGAUGGAAGGGCAAGGAGUCCGUGAGGCCGCGGACCGCCGACGGGAAGCCCAAGGAGCCCGUAUUCGAGGCCCCUUCGAAACCGUGGGACCCUGUCGCCCACCUGAUACCACACACGACCGCCCCCUUGGCCAGUCGCAUAGCGGUUCCUCCGCCCGCCUCAGAUCUGCCGCCUGCUCUACAGCCACAGCCUCUCUACGAGAUGUCUCUGGAGGCCCAGGAGGCCGCCAUCAUCGAAGACCUGUUGUUUGUUUUCAUGGGAUACGAGGGACAAUAUAUCCGUUUCUCCUUCUCAUAUAAACCCGACGACGAACGCGAUCAACUCACGGGACCCCCCUACAAGAUAUUGCCGGGCCUGGACCCGAGUUUGGAAGACUUGACCCGGUCCAUGUUGAAGAUGGCAACGCACUAUUCUGCACUCGAGUACUUCAUCGAUGUGCAAAGCCGGGAGGAGUUCGGCGCUGUCAACCACGCUCUUUGCGCUGCCAUACGGAAAUAUCUCCAGGAAUACCUCGUCAUGAUCGCUCAAUUAGAAACGCAAUUUCUCACAAACGACACCUUCACCUUACAUGUACUCCACAUCCAUAUCAUGCCUACGAGCCAGAUGUUGUCGCAACUCUACUCCCUAGCCCACGAACUUCUGAAGCGGAAUGCUCUUCUCGAUGAAGAAAGUGAGGAGGACUCAGACCCCGACGACAUCGAUCAGAUCCUGGAGAACCUGAAGCGGGGAGCCGACAUUGUCCCCGGGAACAUGACGGGGAGGAAGAUAUGUAAAGGAGGCGUGGCGAUAGGUCUCAUCUCCAAGCGACUUGAGACCAUGUCCGGUGAUCCUGCGGCGAGAACCCUGUUGACAUCGUUGCUACGUGACGCUACAAGGCCAUACAUGGCCAUGUUAAACGAGUGGUUACAUCGUGGCGGCAUCAACGACCCACACUCCGAGUUCCUCAUCAAGGAACAGAAGAGCAUAAAACGGGAGAUACUCGACAAGGAUUUCACCGACGACUAUUGGGAACGAAGGUACACGCUACGUGAGCACGAUAUACCUCCUCAGUUACUAGCUGUUAAAGACAAAGUCCUGCUGGCUGGGAAGUAUCUGAAUGUCGUCAGGGAGUGUGGAGGUGUCGAUGUUAGCAAGGUCGCCCAAGACCUACCCCUUACAUUCGAUGACCCCCGAUUCCUGGAUAAUGUUAACAACGCAUACGCCUAUGCCAACGAGUCUCUCAUGAAACUACUGUUGACGACGCAUUCACUUCCGGCACGACUGCGCUCCCUGAAGCAUUACUUCUUCCUGGAUCCAUCGGACUACUUCACAUACUUCAUGGAGCUUGGCGCGUCGGAGCUGCGAAAGCCAGUCAAGUCUGUUAACACCGUCAAACUGCAGUCUCUCCUCGACAUUGUUCUGCGCCAGCCUGGAAGUAUUGUAUCCCUGGAUGCCUUCAAGGAGGAUGUGUAUAUAGAGAUGAACGAGGUCAGUCUCAUCAAGAUGUUGCAAAGGGUCGUCAACAUCACAGGCAUGGAGCAAGGCGAAGCACUACAGCCCCUCAGCAAUCAGCCAGUGGAGAACGAUAAGAACGCCAAUGGCUUUACCUCGUUACAGCUAAACUAUACGGUGCCGUUCCCUGUGUCCCUGGUUAUAAGCCGAAAGACAAUAUGGCGGUACCAAGCACUUUUCCGAUACCUUCUCUCGCUGAGACACCUGGAGUCCCAGCUCUCCACGACUUGGCAGCUGCAUCACAGCGGCAUCGUGUGGUCUUACAGGUCUUCGAGUAGGCGCCUAGAGAUAUGGAAACGCCGGGUAUGGACAUUGCGGGCCCGCAUGAUUGUAUUCGUACAGCAACUACUGUACUUCUGCACGCUCGAAGUCAUCGAGCCAAACUGGCAGUCUCUCAUGUCGAGGUUAAAGUCCAAAGACGGAAGCUCGGAUGGGUCUGGAAAGCCAGAUCGGACCGUGGAUGAGCUGAUGCAGGACCACGUGGACUUCCUUGACACUUGCCUAAAGGGUUGCAUGCUUACCAAUGGCAAGCUCAUAAGGAUCCAUUCCAAGCUGAUGCAGACCUGCACCAUCUUCGCAACAUACGCCAACUGGCUGUCACGAGAGUUGGAAAAGACAGACCCAGACCUACUUGGCAACUUCAAGCCCCCCAACAUGAGCGACGAGCAGUGGAAGCGGUUCAAGGCGGCCAAGUCGCAAAAGUCUCACAACGACAGCAUUUCGGGUAACAGCCAACUGCACGACGAAGAGGCGCGGAUCGACAACCUGUUCGAGAUCAUCAAGAAGUGGGAGACCAACUUCAGCCGACAUCUGCAGAUCCUGCUGGAUGCCCUCAACCACUACGCCGCCACCGAGACGGUCGUCUUGCUCAGUCUGUGUGCCCGCCUGGCCACCGCCAACCAGGGCACCGAGUACGCUGGGCUGAGGAACGAGGAGGAUAUCGUGGCGUAG